Messenger RNA from Brenthis ino (lesser marbled fritillary), 2220 nucleotides. The record is from the annotation of a GenBank genome assembly. NCBI's taxonomy places the organism in Eukaryota, Metazoa, Arthropoda, Insecta, Lepidoptera, Nymphalidae.
AUGCAUUCUGCGGCAGUAUUUAAAAAUUUUGUGAAAUGUUUCGGUGUUAUUUGUGAAAAAUUGGGAAGUCGGAAAAGUGAAUACGAGAUGCAGGGGCUCGUGAGCGACAAGACGUUCCACUUGAAGUGGAACAACCACCUGCAGAACUUGAGCCAGCUGUUCACGACCAUCUACUCGUCGUCAGCGCUCGCAGACGUGACGCUCUCCUGCCGCGAUGGGACUCUCAAGGCGCACAAGCUCGUCCUCUCGGCGUGUAGCCCUUACUUCGAACAGAUAUUCAAGGACAACCCUUGUCAGCACCCCAUCGUAAUACUGAAAGGAAUACCAUUCUCGGAGAUAAAUCUACUGGUUGAAUUUAUGUAUAAAGGAUCAGUGGACGUACAGGAGUUGGACCUUCAGUCCUUGAUGCACACAGCUUCUGAACUAGAGAUACGAGGGUUAGCAUAUGAGGCUCGAGAUAAUGCAGCACAGCUAUUGAAUGUGAAUUUGGAGUAUCCCUCCUAUGGACAGAAUGCGGCCACAGCGGCAGCUGCCACAGCAACUUCAGUUUCCACUUCUCAGACAUACCCACAGGCUCGGACUGAUGUGGAAAGGUUGAAACAGAUACACAUGUACCAACAAUCAAUGAUGCGAGCUGAAGAGAUACGUCGACGGCGUCGCGAAGACAUGCCCACAACACAGACAGCAGUUAACAACAUAUUGGCGGCGGCUGCGAGGGAGAUGGAGGAGGCCCGGCACGCCGCGCGGAGCGGGGACCGAGUUGUUGCCAGUAUACAGACUGAGCAAGAAGCGGCCGCUGCAGCAGCUUCUGAAGUAAAACGCGAGUUAGAAGACGACAGGCCUAAAAAGAGGGUGUCGAUAAUGUCACCAGAGGAUGAAAAACUUCGAGCCAAGAAGAAAGCCAUGACUGUACGCUUCCAAGAAGACAAUAAGACUGAGGAUGGCCCCGUUAAAAUCACAUCACCGGGUGCCACAAACACAAACCACGGCAAUGACAAAGAGGAUAUGAAACCCGGCGGCAUCAAGGUGGUCCAACUGGCGGUGCUACAGAAGCCCACAAACAAUGAACAUGACGAUUCAGACGAGAAAGCAGGUAAACAUGGAAUGGAUGAUGAUGAAGAGACAGACUCCAGUGGGUCAAUAUCAGACUCAGGCGCUAACGAAUCACAAGAUGGCCGCCCGCAUGUUUGUGACAUUUGUGACGUCAGAUUCGCGCGGUCGUCGCACCUGUCGCGCCACCGCCUCACGCACACUGGCGAGCGCCCCUUCACGUGCGGCGGCUGCGGCCGCUCCUUCGCGCGCUCCGACAAGCUGCGCGUGCACACCAAGAUAUGCGAGCGGGUACAUAAACAAAACUUGCAGGAGGACCCCACGGUGGAUAUGAGCGAGAAGCGCGAGAACAACUCGGAGGUGAUGUCGGGCAUGGUGCGCACCACGCACCGCGAGUCCGGCCACCUCGUGUUCACGCCCGGCGGCGACGUCAUGCUGCCGCCGCGCAACCAGCAGGUGGUAAUAAACUCGACGUUGGAGCCAGUGCGGAACGAGAUCAGCCAAAGCGACCUGAUAGACCCGCCGCGCCGCGGCCGCGGCCGCCCGCGCAAGACGCCGCUGCCGCUCACGCCCAAGAUAAAGAAGCGGAGGGGACGACCGCCGAAGACAUCGCUUGAUAUGGAAGGCUGCGUGCUGACGGGCGGCGCGGUGCCCAGCGCGGCGCUGUCGGGGCACCAGCUGCUGCUCAAGCGCAAGCGCGGCCGCCCGCCCAAGAACUACUUCCUACCUUCGCAAGGCGACGGACGACCCAACGAGAACUACAACGCGACAAAUCUUCCAUUCGGCGAUUUCUCUUAUUUGACGGAAAUGAUGUACAACCCGCUCGCGUACUCCUACGGCGUGACCAGCGUAGACCCCGACAGGAACGUGGACGCCGACCACACUGCCGCCAGCGAGACCUCCCACGACCGGACCAUCGACGUCUCCGACUCCUCGUCUGAUGAUGAGGACUCCAGGGUCGAGCCCGAGGAGAACGUGCCACCGGUAGCCCUGGAAACUCAGAUCAUGACCGUCGGAGACUGCCAAAUCGUCAAGCUGCCUCCCAAUGAGGAAAAGGAGGAUAAGGAUCAAGUACAGUCGGAGGCGAGUGUGGCGUCCACCCCCAGCUCGGUCACCAUCACUCCCAUCACAACAGUCGGCGACUGUACCAUCAGGCCCGUAGAGAACACA